Protopterus annectens (West African lungfish) is the source of this 1739-nucleotide messenger RNA. RefSeq names its product von Willebrand factor A domain-containing protein 5A-like. The transcript has 9 exons. Bases 234 to 554 code for a protein of 106 amino acids. Lineage: Eukaryota; Metazoa; Chordata; Ceratodontiformes; Protopteridae. The record is from RefSeq and is a predicted model, not a curated record.
UUCUAGAGACCAAGAUACUGAAAGAAGAAGCUAUAAUCGAGACCAAGAUACUGAAAGAAGAAGCUAUAAUCGAAAGCAAGAUACAAAAAGAAGAAUGCCAAAUCGAGCCCAAGGCAGACAAAGAAAAAAGCCAGAAAGGCAGCAAGAAAGGUAAAGAGAAAAGUCAAACAGACAGCAAGAAAGUGAAAGAAAAAUGUCUCAUUGCAGAGCCCACAAAUAAAGAAGAUCAAGUGAUGACACUGAUUGGUCUACAAAAAGCAGAUGGUUCGUGGAUUGUAGACGAAGUCCUUGCAGAAAUUUUUAAUUCAACCACACAGGAGAUUCUGACUAGCUUGCCCUGUGAGGAGGCAGAACCUGCUGUGUGGUCAACACUUCUUUCUCUGAUAUGGCUUCAUACUUAUGGUGCAAAGAUCAAAAGUGAUUGGGAACUCUUAGCUUCUAAGGCAGUGUCAUGGCUGAAUACAAAUGCUGCAGGAGUUGAUUUUGGAGAACUAAUCAUUGUGGGCAACAAUUUCUUGAAGACAGAAGUCAAACAAAGCACUCUAGGACUCUGAGAGGAAUCUUUGAAGAAAUACUUGUCCAUUUGCUCAAAUUGAUAUGUUCAGCAUACAUGUAUUUUUUAAUUUUUAUAUUUAAAUAUGGCUUAAACAUGUAUUUCUAAAUUUAAUAAUAUAAUGCACUUCAACGCUGGCAUACACGUAUAUGACACUACAUACAUGAAAUGUAAUUUUUUGUGUCAAAGCUUAAUUUUUUUUAAUAUCUAGAGCUGUGUAAACUAUUUUUUACUGCAGUCUGAUCUGGAAUCAAAUGCAUAACAUUAGUUUUGUGAUUAAUAUGAAGGAUAUAUAAAUGAAAUAAAAUGUAACAUAUUGUAGUUAUCAUAUGAAGCCAUGUUUAUCAGCAGGCUACACUGAUUCUGAAUAAAUGGUACAAAUAUUUUUAAACAUCUAAAAAAGUAAUGUUUUCCAUGUGUUGUACCUUCACAUUUAUGGUAUUCCACACUGCUUUACUGUAACAUCUGUAUAUUUCUUUUUUGACAACUUUUUCACCAAAUUAAUUAUUUAAAUACUGUAAUACUGUGGAAUUUUAUUUAUAGUAUGUUUUUUAUUCCUGCUUCUCUGUCAACAUUUUGUUUUACCACAGUAUUACAUUAGGUUUUAAAAUAAACAAGAGAGCCAGGAAACCCAGUUUGGGGAAAGUGAUUUAAGCACCGGAUUAAUCAUUCUAAAUCUCCAUUUGCAGGUUGGGUGGUUCAUGUCCAAAGCAAAAAUUACCAGCUUAUGCACACCACAUUACCUUUCUAAAUAAAGAAUGAGACAACAUUUCCAUUUGUUUUUUACAUACAUAUAUUAAUUAAUUAAUGGAUCCAUUUACUUUCAGCCACCAAAACCAUGGCUUAAAAGGCAAUGUAAAGAAACACAUUAUACUACCUUUUGGGAAGUCUGGUACCACAGCAAACUACAUCAUCAGCAAAACACCUCUGAGAGUUAACCCAUUAGUCAGGGAUCUGAGAACACAUGUAGACAGUACCCUGGCCUUUGACCAACAUAUAUCCAAGGUAGUAAGGAAAUCCCCUUAGGUUGCUCAAUUUAUAAGUAAGUGAAUGGCAUCUAGGUCCAGGGGAGUCAUUGUACCACUGUACUCUGCCCUCAUUGGACCCAUCAUUGAGUAUACUGCCUCCUUUGGUAUGUAACUGACCAGACACAUACAGCUAAUGUCCUCACAAAGAGGAUGCAGGG